CACACACACACACACACACCUCCCACCACAAACGCACCAUGGCUACCCUCCUUCCGAAGAGCUCGGCCGCCGGGAUGCACUUCCCGGACCCGCUGCGCCAUCUUCUUGACGGCCUUCUGGCCACGGAUCAUUCGGUCGGCCAGAACUUGGCCCCGACUCUGGACAUCCUGCGGUCGGACGGAGCGCGCAUGUUCGCCUGGGCCGCGGCCGAGGAGACUCGCCUGGAGGCCGGCGCCGUGGCCGCUGGCACUUCAACCGACGAGGCCUUCCAGCGGACGACCCUCCACGCAUGGACACAGAAGGUGUCCGGGUUGUUGCAGGGCCGCGCCCUGCGCGGACGUCUUGCCGGAUGCCUGCUGGCCUCGGCCACGGCGCACUUUCUGCCGGCCACCGCCCUGGCCCGCGGUGCUGGGGCCUGGUUCAACCACCUGCUUGCGAAUGCCCGCAUGAGUGCUGCCGGGUUCACGGCCCGCGAGGGCGAGCUGCCGGCCACGCAGCUUGGACCGACCAUCCGCGCGGCGGCCCUGCACGCGGUGGCCCAUCUGACUGCUGUGUGCGCCCGGCAGCCCACCCUCCGUCGGGACGUCCUCCUUGGCGGGUCGGCCGGCAACCAGGUCCAGCAGAAGGUCGUUGCCCUGCUGGGGGAGGUGGCCUCCUCCAGCCGCAGCAGCCCGGCCGAGGUGGAAGUGGCCCUGGCGGCUUUUGCCGCACUGGCCCCGGUCCUGGGGACCAGCCUGCGCCCGGCCCAGGAGCGUAUCCUGUCGGGGCUCUGCCGGUCGCUGUCUGAGGCGGCCGGCCGCCAGCAGGCCACCUGCGACCUGGCCGCCAGUCGGGCCUUCUGGGCAUUGGCCGGUCUGGCCGGGCCGCGCAUGGUCCCGGUCUCCUGGUCUGGGGCCGUCUGUGCGGUGGCCUGCGCCGUUGAUGAUGCGCUGGAUCUCCUGACCCUCCCGGUGCAGCAGGACCUGUCACGGAUGUCCUUGCGUAUGCUGGCCGGUCGCCUGCCCGGGCCUCCGGGGUCCGGCGGUGCCACCACCCGUUUGCUGGACUUCGCCCCUCCGGCCCGACUGCUGGACAGCCUGGCCACCGUUACCGGGUCGACCGGUGCCUCGGCCGCGACGACCAUCGAGUUGUUUGGGCGUUUCAGCCGCGCGGCCGAUCUCCUGGUAGCAGGCCUGUCGCGCAGUGCGCCGCCCAUGCUUGGCCCGCCGCCCAUCCCGGCCGGUGUGCUUUUCCUCCUGGCCGAGCGUAUCCUUUCUUUGGGGCUGGCCCCGCCCCGGUCGCCGCAGAUGGCCCCCUCCAGUGACUACUCAAGCUUGCUGGCGGUUCUGCCACGCGUCCUGGCCCAUGGCCUGCGUCUGUUGCAGGCCUUGCUAUCGUCGCUCGGAGUCCGCGCUGCGGCCGUGGCCCCGCGCUUUGCCAUGCUGCUGCGCAUGGUCCUCAGCCAGUCGGCCCAUUGCCCGGAGGUCCGGAUUGAGGCCUACAAGACCAUGACCCUGGCGGUGGAUAUUCUUGGGCGUGACUUUGUCGGUCUCGAUGUCACUCCAUUUGCGGCCUUCUGCCUGGCCGAUGUGGAUCGGCUGCUUAGCGCGGCAGUGACCCAAUCGGCCAAUAGCUCGACCGCCCCGCUGUCGGAGGAUGCCCGCAUUUCGGCUGCCUCGCAAGGGAAGAAGCGCCGGCGCGCGCGCGGUGAUAAUGACACCAGCCCUCCGGUGGCCAGCUCCGUCGGUGUGGCGGUCGACCCGGACCAGAUCCCCGGUGUGGAUCUCUUUGAUCAAGCUCCGGCAGAGAUUGCCCUCCAUGGCUUGGGGUUCUUGAAGGCGCUGCUGCUGGCGGCCGGUGGUCAGCCGGAGGAAAUCGGCUGGCGUGCCCGGUGUGAGUUGACUCUGGCCCGGCUGCUUGUCCCGGCCAGCAUGUGCACCUACAGCGCCGGCGAGCUGGGCAACGCCGCGGCCCCGGUCCUGGCCGCGGCUCUCGAGUGUCUGGCCAUUGCUGCCGGGGCGCCGAAUGCCCGGGCCGACUCGCCGGCCCUGCCUCUGGCUCUCCAGGUGGCCUCCGGGGUGAUGGCUUCUCAAAACCCGGCCCUGCGCGCGGCUGCCCGUGUCCAGGCUCUUCCCCUGCUUGUGGCCAAUGUGCAUCCCCGGGCUCCGGCCAUGCGCGGCUUCUCGGCCGAGGAUUUGGCCGGUGUGGCGGUGGCCCGACAGGCCACCGCGGCUGCCGAUCUCCAGGACGCCCUUGAGGACCAGUUGGCCCUGGAGGCUGCCAGCUACCGGGCCCCGGUCGUGAGUAAGGGGUCUCCCGCGGAGCCGGCCUUCGGCUUCGGCCAAACAGCGGCCACGGCUGCCGCCGCCACCGCCGCCGCUACCUCGACUCCGGCUCCUGCCCCCAUGGUGCCUGCCACCGCACCGUUGACCAUGGCAUUGCCGCAGGUGGCCUCGGUCCCUCCAUCGACCACGACGCCCGCUUCUGCCCCUUCGGCCACCGAGGACUCGCCUUCCAAGCGCCAGAAAACCGCGGCUCCGGCGCUGGCCAUGCCCACUGCCCCGGUCUCUGCUUCGACUCCGGACAACACAGCGUCGAAGAAGGACGAGUCGGAGGACGACCUGCCGCAGGAAGAUAGUGACAUCGAAUUUGACCUUGACGCCGGCCCUGACAGUGAUCAGGAUUAGACUCCGACCAUCCUUUCCUCGCCCCUCCCCCCCCCUUUUUUUUGGCUUGAUCGCAAGAAGAGGGGCGCCAAAGCCCGUUCCCUGCCAUUGUAGUAGACAAUAUGACACCAUAACCAUGCUUUCCCUUGAUCACGGCCGUCAAAGGGAGAGGCUAACCA
Messenger RNA from Fonticula alba, 2824 nucleotides. RefSeq lists its product as hypothetical. The coding region runs from base 39 to 2666 and encodes 875 amino acids. The record is from RefSeq and is a predicted model, not a curated record. Lineage: Eukaryota; Rotosphaerida; Fonticulaceae. The transcript is spliced from 3 exons.